CCCUGCGGUGGCAGGAGAUUUGAAGGUGGAGUAGCUAAAACUGCAAGGACAAUGUCUUCACAAACAAACCCUUCUGCUGGUUGCGUGACCACGCCUACAAGGAUUGGAGGAGUAAUUAAAUUCCUUUUGCGUAUAGUUUUUGCUCUUAGCCGCUAAACACGAGAGAUGGACUACAAAGAACAGGUCGAGCAGGUUGUAUCCACCGCGCAGUUCGGAGAUUUGAUCGAGUUCUCGUACCCCAUUGGCUACGCACACUGGGGCGUGUACGACGGAGAUGGAUACGUCAUUCACUUUGGGGUUGCAGAUGAGACUCAGGUGAUGAGUAAGUUUCGCAGUUGUCUGCAGACUAUCUUCCCUGUUUGUGGUGACCUUUUGCUUGGAGAAACUAAGAUACGGCGUCAGCUCCUGUCUGAAAUUAACGUACCAAAAGGAGCUCGUGUUUCAGUGAGCAAUAACAAGCAUGAGCUUGAGCCUUCGCCUGUGCAUGAGAUUAGAAUACGACGAGAUGCUUUACUGGGCAAAGAGUUCACUUACAAACUCCUCACGCAGAAUUGUGAGCACUUUGCCACAUUUGUCCGCUCUGGAAAAGCUAUAUGCAAUCAAAUUCCAGGGAAACCCAAAAACAAGGAAAGUGUGGAUGCUACAGAACUAUUUAGCUGCCUUGUGCCAUCAAGUUAACCUACUGAAUGCCAAGAACGACAAAUUAUCACAAGAAUAAUAUAUUAUGUUUGAAUAAAGAUAUUUCUCCCACACUUAUUUAACCAGUUAAGAAAUUCCCCUAAUCUUAGCAUAUGGUUUCCGUUUAAUUAUUUUUUGGGAUCCAAAUAACAACAUUCAAAGAACGUUCUCUGUAGCGUAUUUGUUGUAACCAAAAACGUGUGAUUUGCUACUUAUUAGUCAGCUGCAGAUGACUGUUUUCCCAGAAUAAUAAGUAUAUUUGCUAAAAUUGAAUUUCCUGUGUAGAAAAAAAGCCAUUUUGAUUUUACUGAAUUCAAAUCAGCUACAACGGGAAAGAAAUUAAACAGAAUUAUCAAGAUUCCUCACAGGGUUUAAGAUGAAUUCAAUUUAUUGUUUUAGUUUUUAUAUUAGUAACAAUGACACUGUGGUUACCAUGGUGAUUUUUCAUAGGUAAAGGGGCAAUGCAGUGUGUUUUUCAUCACUAAAAAAAAAUAAAUAAAUAAAUAUAUAUUCUAUACAAA
Messenger RNA from Cyprinus carpio (common carp), 1199 nucleotides. RefSeq names its product phospholipase A and acyltransferase 2-like. Gene Ontology annotation, molecular function: glycerophospholipid phospholipase A1 activity; A2-type glycerophospholipase activity. Lineage: Eukaryota; Metazoa; Chordata; Actinopteri; Cypriniformes; Cyprinidae. The record is from RefSeq and is a predicted model, not a curated record. Gene Ontology annotation, biological process: N-acylphosphatidylethanolamine metabolic process. Gene Ontology annotation, cellular component: cytoplasm.